This is a messenger RNA of Linum trigynum, 1431 nucleotides long. The record is from the annotation of a GenBank genome assembly. NCBI's taxonomy places the organism in Eukaryota, Viridiplantae, Streptophyta, Magnoliopsida, Malpighiales, Linaceae.
AUUAUAAAAAAAUCAGGUAUCACAAUGUAAACUUUUAAGAAGAAUUAUUAUUAGGUAUCAAAUUGUAAAAUGUAAAAUAUAUGAAAACUAAAUUCUAAUUUUUUUAACAAUCCAUUAAAUCCAAUUUAUGCAUCUAUCAAUCGAAUUGAAUUUGUACUUAAUAGUUUGAUUAGUUUGAUUUUUUAGUUGAUAAAUUAGAUUCCAUUAGUGAAUUUGAUUCAAAUUAUUGAGUCUAUUUAGCUAUAUUAAACUUUUUCUGGAGGGAAUCUGGAAACCUCUAGUCUCUCAGUUCGAUCCUGCGAGAGGGCAACCGUUCUUUGUUUCUUUUUUUCUGGGAAAAAAAAAUUGGCAGCAGCAAGCGAGGCAACUAUAAAAAAAAAUAUCAAGCAAAGCUGCAGCGGCAUCCUCCUGCCUUGCCCUCCAGAACCUUACAUCAGUGAAACCCGGUGGAUUCGAUGGAUUCCGAAAUGAUGGAGACGGAGUCUCCCAUCGCCACCGCCACCGCCACAGCCACAGCAGCGCCGGUUAAUCCUUCCGGCGACAUCCGAGAGCUCUUCGCAUUGGCCCGACAGCUCAUCAAUCAAGGCAAACCUUCCCAGGCCCUUCAAGUGGUGAUGGCAGCUGCCCGAAACCAAGGUGGAGACCAAGCAAUGUUCCAGUCACUGAGUCGUGCUCGUGAUCUCUACAGAACCAGGCUACAAGAGAGCAGCAACUCCAUUGAUCAGCUGGCUACUCUGUUUGCCGAGUGUGCAAUUGCAGGAACCGAGUCUUCCCAAUCCGCCAAUGACCAUCCGAUGCAGCACAACCGAUGUAGCGAAUCCGGUGGCAUUGGACAGGAUGUCCAUGAGAACUCCAUACUUGCAGAAACCGGAAGAAAUCAGAUAGUCCUGGAUGCAUUUGCUGAUGGGAGCAGCUUCAUCUGCUUACAAUGUGGUGGUCUUGUUAGUGUGAAUCGCAGAGACGAGCACUUAACCUACUGGUGUGGCAACUGAUGAUAUAUACGAUCUCUGGCUUUUUCCUACUUCCCAGGAAUGAACGUUUACAAAGGGGCAAAGCUACAAUGACCUCUCUUCCUCUAUUACUGAAUCUGAUGUGCAUUACAUUGGUAUGUUGACUGCCUCCGCUUGAGAUUUCGGAGGCCCCUGAGCUGCCUUAAGAAUGGAGUGUAUAGAAUAGCAGGAAUGUGUCAACUUGUAUGCUAGUUGCAGCCCUUCUUGAGCAGCUGCUGGAACGCAGAAUUUGGGCUUGGAGUCCGUGUGUUUGUGUAUACCAUAGGCUACCUUCCAGGUACUUAAGAGUGCUUCAAAUUUUGCCAGUUCCUUUGGUUCUCUCUUUCCACUGAAGAUCCCUUCCCUAGAUUUCUGUACAAAUAAGGAUUUGAAGAGAUUUGUAGAGGUCCUGAAUUCCUCAUAAUAAUCUAUCGAAAAUAAU